AGCUCGUGACGGAGACAUAUCAUUCUCCCCGAUCCUGGGUAUCCUGAUAGGCGCCACGCUUACCAUCAUCAUCGUCAUAUUCCUUGUCAUUGUCAGGAUACGAAGGGCUCAGAGCCAAUCAGCCGCUUCCAGUUUGGAACAAAAGGUGUCGGCGGACAGCCAGCAGCACCACCAGAACACAGUUUCGUCCACGAAGCCUCUGCUAAGGAGUGCUUCUCCGAGGGAGAUUGACAACGAGAGGGAUCCGGAUGUUAUUCCAGCUAAAUAUGGCUCACCUUCAGGCGAUCCAAGCACUGAAAGGCCAUCCAUCUCCCUCAAUGGUCCCCAGGUUCCUCCACCCAUGGGUCUUCCACCGUACCCCCAAGUCAGUUGCGUACCCCCAGCCCAGUGGGUCAGUCCAGUGUCUGCUGCCCAAACCCUUCCACAUCCAGAUCAGUACCAUCAAUACAACAACCCCGUAGCAAUGGCAGUUAGCGGUACCUUCCCCAGAGAGUCCCGGCCGAAAGACCUGAGGCUAGGCAACGGCAGUUCUACCCUGCAAAGGGUCACGGACGUCGAACUCAACGGCUUGGCCAUCAAGGAAAGACUAAUGGCCAGCAGACUACCAGAAAGUUGUGUCUAA
This is a messenger RNA of Acanthoscelides obtectus, 622 nucleotides long. The record is from the annotation of a GenBank genome assembly. Lineage: Eukaryota; Metazoa; Arthropoda; Insecta; Coleoptera; Chrysomelidae.